UGGCAUCAGUUUUGACAACAUACAUACCCUUUUUAGCAAUAUGUGUAAUAUACGAUCGCAUUAUUUUAGAAAAGUGAAAAGCAGAUUAAAUUCGUAUCGUUUACUAAUAAUCAUAUGCUUGUAAAAUAUAUUCUAAUCUUAUUACUGUUUAAAUACAAAGCGUUACCGCAGUUUUCAUAAUUUGAACGUUUCAGUUUUUAUUUUGGGUACAAAUAUUUGUCCGAUGUGAUGCUGUGUUACCAAAACUGUGAGAAACAUCGGGCAAUCAAGGUUAUUGCUUCUUUAUUUGAAUGGAAAUUAUCUUUUUCUUAUUUGCUCAUUUGAUUCUUAAAGUUUCAAGACGAAAUCCGAAUAAAGACCAAUAAAACUUAGGUAAUUGAAUCUUUUGAUUAAUGUUUACAGAUGAAAGAGGGAAAUUGGAUCAUAUCAAACAGUUCUGUCGACCUGUCUUAAGUUUGAAGUUAAUUCUUUCAUUUUUCAAAAAUGAACAGAAGAAUAUCCAGAAAAAUGGAACAAAGUUCUGUCGAGCUUUCUAUGAGUAACGGAAUCAUCAACAGUCAGUCAAACUGGUCUCGAUGUAAUUCCUUCUCCUCUUCUUCGAGCGACUCAACCCUGUAUUGCUCAAAUUCGUCUCAACACUCAAGUUUCUCUGGUCGCAAGCGACUUAGAAAAGACGAGUCUAUUGGCAAGAUGGUGAAAAGAUGUCGCAACUCUUCUGGCUCUUCUGCGUCUAGUAAUGUGUCUUGCAUGAGUGAUAAAGAUAUAAAUCCUCCCGCUCAGGUGUCACACGAAAUCAAUUCUAUUGAAACUUUAGAUGAUAUGUCACCUUCGACUUUUCAACACGAAGCAUUACUGAGUAGUAGACUCUCGCAUCCUUUGGACAUGAAUGCUGUGUUGCCCUUCCGGCACAAUCUGCGACGCAACAUACGCAGAAAAGCAUGCAGCUGUGAUUGCACUGCCACCUGCACAACUGUUGUGGUUAGUAGACAAUAUAAUGAAAUAGGUGAACAAACGGUUGAAGAAAAGACAGUUAUAUCUCGCACUAAGGUGAAAACUUUCGUUGAUAGCAAUAAUGCUCAAACACCCAUCAGGCAAGUCCAAAUGUCGAAGGUAUCCUUUCAAGAGAACGUGGCUCGUGAAAACGAAUGUUCAUUUCAAGAGAACAUGGCUCACGAAAAGGAAUGUUCAUUUCAAGAGGACAUGGCUCAUGGAAACGAAUGUUCUUUUCAAGAAAACAUGGCUCAUAAAAACGAAUGCAAUAGGAGACGUCGUCCUGAAAUUGAAAGAUUGUAUGAAUCUUUGCAUGAAAUUAAAUGGGCUAAAAACUUUUCUCCGGAUAAUAUCUUGAGACAGCUCGAUGUAAGGCAAGCUGCUUCGUGUUCCGCUUUUGGCAAAGUAUCUGGGGAAAAGCCUGCCAAGAUGAAUAAAAGUUCCACAGCCAGUGGCCAAAUUUAUACAAAACUGCCAAGUGAAUCUCCUGGCAAGUCUAAUUUUAAAAGGUGCAAUAAGUCGUAUCUGACGCGAUCAAAGAUUCAUUCCUUGCUGAAUUUUGAAGAUAAACUGGAAGAGGAAGAUUCAAAUCCACCAGUGCUCGAAAAGAGUAUUAUUAUAACAGCCGAUGAGACGUUAGAUAUUGAUUUUCCUAAUUAUAAUACGUUUCCAGUUCUUUCCAAAGAGGUUUUGACUCCUGAAAAAGAUACUAACAAUAUAGUAGAUUUAUCCUCUACUUGCAAUGCAAUACAAACUGAAGUGUUAAAUUUCGAUGUAAAUUUGCAUAGCGAUGUCGACAACCAUAUUAGUGAAAUUGUCGAUUGUUCAUCAACGUUUUUUGACGUUGCAGAUACUAUUGACCCAUGUGUUGAAGAAGUGGGUGCCGAAGUAAUCGUCUCUACUUCCUGUGAUAAUGACUCUAAGAAUUUGCCUUUGUUGACAGCGGUAAAAGAGAUCCACUCCUCAAAUGCCCCGCUGGAAUGUCCUCCCGUGUUAGAACAGUGCGAAUCAUCGUUUAGUUCUGUUAAAGACAGUUCAACGACAGCCGACACAUCAAACGUCAAAAGUGAUGAAUCGUUUAAAGAUUUUUUCCCUCCCGUGAAUUCCCAUUUCAUUUGUGACGAAGAUUAUUCCCUGUCAUCAUCUUUGCUUGAAGACUGUAAAAGGAACUAUUCCGACGAUAAUGGAAACCUUGAAAAAAUCUUAACUCUUGAUGACAAUUUUGAAACUCUCGAGGUUGGAGUCGAAAAGAGUAAUGACAUUCAGAGCUUCUGCGAUAUCGAUAAAGUCGACGAUGAUUCGGAAGCCGAUCUACAAUUAGUCCCCGCUGAUGAAACGAAGAAUGCUAUCAGCAAGCCUCCUGUUUUAGAACAAUGUAUACCAAAUAAUGUGUGCUAUGUAAAUAUUAAAUCUGAAAUAUGCAUCACUGAAAAUAUUAAAAGGAAAGAUAUCGAUGAGAAUGCAAAGGAUUCUUCGGGUGAUCGAGCAAACUUACUAAUUCAUAGAACAAAAAACUUUUCAACGAAAUCUGAAAAAUUGUGUAAAUCCGUAAAAAGUAGCCUUAAAUCUGAAUCAUACAUCAUCUUUUUGGGAAGACGUAUUUUAAGAAAGUACAUGAAAAUAAUCAACUCAAAAGCUAAAAUGCGAUGGAAAAUUCCUAAAAUGUGCAAUAAGCAGUUAAAGAGUUCUGCCAAUAGCCUUAAAGCCUCACCCAUUUCUAGUAGUGUCUGCAAUAUGGAAAAUAUGUUAACGCACGACGGUUCAUUGGCCAUCAACUGUGCACAAAUGCCUCUCUCCGUAGGGUCGCCUAUUUUUUCUUGUUCAUCCCCUUCACGAAUAACUGAAACUCACUCUGUGAAUAAAAAGUGCAUAUCAUCUAGUGAAUCUACAGCCACUGUUGUAAACCCAAACUGCGCAACUGUGAUACAAAGUUUCAAUCAAAAACUUUCCUUUUCGACAUCAAGAGAAAAUAUAACCCUAAACCAAAUAAAGAAUUCAUCUAAAACGGAUAAAAAACUGUGCUUAAAUAAUAAUAGACAAACAAAGAAGCCCAACAACAUCUUCAAAAAUCAUUAUUCAGAAAAUUAUGCUGAUAUUCCUGGUUAUUCAAAAAUCCUGUUGGCAGCUAAGAAAAAGGAAGGACGUGCUGAGGAAAAAGUAAAAGUUCCUCCCCGAGUGUUCACCUGUCAUUUUCAAACCAUAAAUGUUACCCGUGAUAAUGAUUACAUCCAGAUUGUUUUGAAAAUCACCAGAGGGAAAUCUAUAUUCCUCACUCAUGAGACUUUAGUUGAGUUGAAGGAAGCCAUAAAUAAAGCUGGUAAUGACAAAGAUUGUAGGCUAUUAAUUUUAAAUGGAUUUGGGCAAACAUUUUGCCUUGGGCUAGACGUAAGACCUCUUGUGGAAGAUCAUAAAAAGGAAGUUGUUGGUGAUAUUGCCAAUGCUGUCAAGGAUUUGAUUAGUACAUUGGCAGACUUCCAAAAGCCUUUAUUUGCCAUUGUGAAUGGUGCUGCAUAUGGCCUUGGAUUAACGAUUUUAAACCAUGCAGAUGUUACACUGGCCACAAGCAAUGCAUCUUUUUGCAUGCCAUAUUCAAGACUUGGAUACAUGCCAGAAGGGGGUGCUACACUUACCCUCCCACAAGCUGUUGGAACGACUAUAGCAAUGGAUUUGAUUUUAAGAGGUCAAGUCAUAACAGCCGAGCAAGCCAGGGAUAUUGGACUAGUUAAUGAAGUGGUUGAGGUUCGUCACUUGCCGCAAGACUUAGUAUCUCGUGUUAAAGCAAUAGCUCAAAACUCUUCACCUGUGAGUUCAUUUCUCAUACUUUUAUUAAGAAAUAAUAUCAUCAUAAAACUAACAGUUUCUGCCAACUCCUCUAGUAUUAGUCUUCUUAGAAAAUUUCAAACCAGAAGUAUCGCACUGUAAGUAGUUGCUGCUAUUUUUCGUAGUUUGUGUUGUAGUGUGCUACUUUGUUACAAAAGUAGUGUAGUGAAUAGUGCGAUAAAAUAAAGCAAUAGUUUCUUGGCAACUACUUUUAACGUUACUUUAGAAAAGAAACCUGGUUCUAACGUAACUAAUUUUUUCGUCCAUCAAUGUAUGCAAUGAUAAUGACCCUGAAGCUGAGCUUUAACAGAAAUUAAGUAAUUGAAAAUCAUGUAUAAGUAUUUAAACUAGCCAUUGUGAAAAAUGGAUAAUUAAUGUCACACUUUCACAUACAAAUACUCACUCAUUAAAUAUUGAUGCAUGGCUGCCAACAUGGAUAGGAAAAAAUCCAGUAGA
This is a messenger RNA of Parasteatoda tepidariorum (common house spider), 4266 nucleotides long. The record is from RefSeq and is a predicted model, not a curated record. NCBI's taxonomy places the organism in Eukaryota, Metazoa, Arthropoda, Arachnida, Araneae, Theridiidae.